AUGGCUAGCUCACCGUCUGAGACCUCUCAUACACUACAUCCACAAGUCAGUGGAGCGAGUAGCGCUGAUGUCGACCCUUCGAUUCCUAUUCGAGGACCUGAGCACAUUUCAGAUGAGGAAGGGCCUUGGGCUCAAAAGUCGAUCUUAACAUUCGAUGGAGGCGGUGUUCGUGGCUACGCAAGUCUGCUGGUACUGAAACGUAUCAUGACUCGAAUACGUGAAAUAGAGCGUGAUCACGACAACUACCCAGCCCCCAGCAGUACCUUCUACCCCUGGAUGGGGGAACGUGGGCAGCCUGCUGCUGAAGAUAACCCAGAAUCAGAACGAGUCGAUGAGUAUCUUCCGUGUCACUACUUUGACUACGUCGCUAGGACUUCAACUGGUGGAUGGUUUCAUGAGCGCUCAUUCCUUUGGUAUCCACGAGAAAAGUUCUCAUGCCGCAAGACACGGGAAGCAUUCCAGAAGGUCGUCUACCAGACCCUUAAACGAGAAAGAGACUGUUUCCUUAGCGAGGCAGAGACUGAGCCACUGAAGUACAGAGAAGACCGAACCAGAACUAUCGCCAUCUCUUGGGCUAUUAACAAAGAAGGGGGCGUUAGUAAAGAGUUCGUCUGGAGAAGUUAUGAUAACGACUUUAGUCCCAAAGCGCAUGACUCUAAUCUCUGGAACCCAUCCAAUGCGGGACCCGCUCAUACUACAGCAAUAUGGGAGGUUGCUCGUGCAACAACAGCUGCACCAAGGUACUUCGAGUUCAUCAAAAUCAGAGGAAGGAAAUUUCUCGAUGGUGGUAUGGUAGCCAACAAUCCCUCCUUGAUCGCUAUCAGAGAAAUCCAUAACCUCCAUGGCUUGGUUCCGGCCCUUUUCGUCAGCAUUGGAACGGGUCUGAAGGUUUCUGCGGAUGCUCAAAAGAAUGGUGUCCCCAAAGAAGCCAAUGGCGAUAUAAAAACGCUUAGAAGGGCUGCAACUAGAGAUGAUGUUCGAUGCAAGCAGUUCUUGAAGAAGUAUAUCGAGAUAGGUCGACAUUGGAAGAACUGGAUGGUUGACUGUGAGGGAAUGAACGGCACGAAUGGGUGGUGAGCGCACUGCAAAGCGAUCGGAUUGACAGAGCAUUUAUACAGACUCAACAUGGAGGGCGACCUUCACACCAUUCCUCUCGAUGACCGGCGCCCUUCCAACACUGGAGAAGAUACUCUCAGUUUCAUUGAAGCGCAGGCAGAAGGAUAUCUCGAUGAGAGCAAAGUUAACGAUUAUAUCAGCUCUAUUGCGAGGAAAGCAGUAGAGACAAGACGCCAACGCGCUGCGACAGAACAGUGGGAGCGAUUUGCAGUGGAUGUUAUUUAUUGCUGUUCCGAUUGCGAUACGAAGAAAUAUGACACUCGGGCGAAGUUGCGAGAACAUUUGCAAAAAGGAACCGAGCAUAGAGGGGCCAGGAUAGCUGAUUGGAGGCAGCUUGAGGAGAAACUCAACGCCUCUAGAUCUUUAGGCCUGAUAAAUCAGUUGAAACAAGGGAG
Fusarium redolens is the source of this 1511-nucleotide messenger RNA. Its product is annotated as acyl transferase/acyl hydrolase/lysophospholipase. Lineage: Eukaryota; Fungi; Ascomycota; Sordariomycetes; Hypocreales; Nectriaceae. The transcript has 4 exons. Gene Ontology annotation, biological process: fatty acid metabolic process. Gene Ontology annotation, molecular function: glycerophospholipase activity. Gene Ontology annotation, cellular component: membrane. The record is from RefSeq and is a predicted model, not a curated record. The coding region runs from base 1 to 1077 and encodes 358 amino acids.